CUCCUGCUCCCCCCAGCGCGCGGGCCUCAGGUCACGUGGCUCUCCGCGGAGCCGGGCUGACGUGACCCGGUCCCGCUCCCGGCGGGCAGGAGGAGGCGGCGUGGCUCGGGGGCGCCGGUUGCCAUGGAGAAGCGGCUGCUGCUGCUGCUGCCCCUGCACCUGUGCUGGGCCCUGAGCGCGGGGGGCGCCGAGCGCAGCGGGCCCCCCAACCUCCUCAUCCUGCUCAUGGACGAUAUGGGUUGGGGUGAUUUGGGAGUGUUUGGAGAGCCCUCUAAAGAAACCCCUAACUUGGACCAGAUGGCUUCAGAAGGGAUGCUCUUCCCAAAUUUCUACACUGCUAACCCUCUGUGCUCUCCAUCACGGGCAGCGCUGUUGACAGGACGUCUCCCCAUCAGGAAUGGGUUCUACACCACGAAUGCACAUGCCAGAAAUGCCUAUACGCCACAGGAAAUAGUAGGGGGAAUCCCAGAUUCUGAGCUGCUGCUUCCAGAAUUGCUGAAGAAGGCGGGAUAUGUCAGUAAGAUCAUUGGCAAAUGGCAUCUGGGUCACAGACCCCAAUUCCACCCCUUGAAGCAUGGAUUUGAUGAAUGGUUUGGAUCUCCUAAUUGCCAUUUUGGACCUUACGAUAACAAAGCCACCCCAAACAUCCCUGUUUACAGGGACAGGGAAAUGAUUGGCAGAUAUUAUGAAGAUUUCAAAAUUGAUCUGAAGACAGGGGAAGCAAACUUAACUCAGAUCUACUUACAGGAAGCUCUUGACUUUAUUAGUAGGCAGCAAUCCAGUCAACAACCGUUCUUUCUCUAUUGGGCUAUUGAUGCCACUCAUGCUCCUGUUUAUGCCUCCAAACAUUUCUUGGGCACUAGCCAGAGAGGGUUAUAUGGUGAUGCAGUGCGAGAAAUUGAUGACAGCAUUGGGAAAAUCCUAAAGUCUCUUCAAAACCUGGGCAUCAGUGAGAACACUUUUGUGUUUUUCACAUCUGAUAAUGGAGCGGCUCUUAUUUCAGCACCUAAACAAGGAGGUAGCAAUGGUCGCUUUCUGUGUGGUAAACAAACCACUUUUGAAGGUGGGAUGAGGGAGCCAGCUAUUGCUUGGUGGCCAGGCCACAUACCUGCAGGACAUGUGAGUCAUCAGAUGGGUAACGUGAUGGAUCUCUUCACCACCAGCCUCUCCCUAGCUGGAUUGCAGCCUCCCAGUGACAGACACAUUGACGGUAUUGACCUUUCUCCUGCCAUCCUUCAGGGCAAGCUAAUUGACAGGCCGAUAUUCUAUUACCGUGGCAACGAGAUGAUGGCAGUAAGACUUGGGCUUUACAAGGCUCACUACUGGACCUGGAGCAACUCCUGGGAGCAGUUCAGUCAGGGUAUUGAUUUCUGUCCUGGGCAGAACAUUUCUGGAGUAACAACCCAUACUCAGGAGGAACACACCAAACUGCCUCUGCUCUUCCACUUGGGAAAGGACCCUGGGGAAAAGUAUCCAAUAAGUUUUUCCAGCUCUGAGUACCAGGAAGUUAUGGAACAAAUAUUCCCCAAAGUUCAGCUGCACAAGAAGACCAUGGUGCCAGGGGAGCCACAGCUAAACAUGUGUGACAAGGCCGUCAUGAAUUGGGCUCCUCCAGGCUGUGAGAAGCUAGGAAAGUGUUUGGAACCUCCCAAGUCCAAUCCAAAGAAAUGCUUUUGGCCGCACUAAUAUUCCAGCACGCAGGGUCUGCUCGAAAGCUGUAAGCAGCUGAGGUCAUGGUUCACAAUGCACAUGGACACUUGUGUUUACGUCAUGGAAGGGAGUGAUGUAAGAUAUCACAUACUCUUCAGAAAGGACCAUGGUAACAGCAUUACUUCUCAAGGUUAUAGCAAUUAGCUUUUGUUUAAUUCAGUGUCUCUCUUAAUGGGUCAAAUGAGAUGUUGCUGCAAUACAGGGUAAAUGUUCAGUAAUGAAUAUAAUUUUAAAAAGAUAUGACUAGAGAAGAUUUUCAGCCAAUCACAACUCUCAUAUUCCCUCAGGAAUGACAUGGCUGUCCAGUCAACUUGCUCCUUUCCCACUCAGGCUGUUCUCUUGGAUAACUCUUCAUUUAAGUGGCUGAAAGUGGCCUCAAGGAAAGGUCCAAGAAGAAGGUUGCCCAGAACUUUCAUACCCUCCAGACAGAAUAUGCCAGAUUUGCUUUGUUUUACUUUCUAGUCACAUAGAAAUAAUGUUUGUAGCUAGCUGCAGUAAUUUUCAGUAACUGUUUUUUAAAAUUGUACUUAUUGUAAGCUCUUUGAGGCAUGGCUUUAUUUCCCUUUCAUCUUUUUAGUGUGUGUACACAGCACCAAGCACAUUGGUCCCUGGUCCUUGGUUGGGCUACUUACGUGCUAUCACACAACAAACAACACCAACGGGCUCUGUGUCUCCCUGCUGUAAACAUUCCCUUCAAUAGCCCAAUAUUAACCAGCAGCUUCCAAGUGGGAGAAUGCCCUAUAUUUCUAAAGCAUGAAUCUGUAAACACAGCUGUGGUGAGCAUGAGCUAGGUAAUGUUUGUAAUGCGCUUUGAAGAUGAAAAGUGUGAUUUAAGUGCUAAAUUUCCCUACAGUAUUACAGGGAGUUCCUUUGGGACCCAGGGAUGGCCCUCCGGAGCUCAGUGCAUGAUCCAUUCACUUCAGAAAAUCUGGGUUCAGAUAUGAAUUUGGUCAUACUUCCAGCCUGCCAAAGGAAGUCACUUUUCAGUCAUAUGGGCACAGCCAGCUGAAGGCUCAGAAAGCCCCAUUUGCAUCAGGAUCUUUAGUCUUGGCACUGUUCCCAGUUUAUGCUCUAUGGGGAAUUCUUCUCCCGGUGCAAACUGUCCAAGUGCUGCACUCAGCAUCCUGGGGCCAGCAUUCCUGUAAGUGUAGUUGUCAGGAAAUGUGGAUCCCCAGCAGAAUUGCACAUGGAAGGCACUUCCCCUGGCUCUGUAUCUGGUAUUCAUGUACCUCGCUAGUGCUAGUGGCUUUCUGAUGCACAAAGAAAAGUCCUGUGCAGCCUGUCUGGGCCACUGAAGACCCCACUUCUCUCAUUCCAGAGCACCCAUUUGUGUUGAUGCAGAGGUGAGUUGCUUCAGGAAGGAAACAAUCAAGAUACCCCACGCUGCUGCACAGCUCUUCCACUCCUCCCCGCACCAAAGCCCACAACUCCAGAUAAACGGAGACAACCUUAUACCACCUUUUGAGACCCUGGCUCUACACCUUUUGCCCACAUAAGCUCUUCCCCUGCCUCCAAGCCUAAAUAACCCAAUCCUUCUGUUCCCCAAAGUACUUACCUCCUCUAAACCCCUUCACAGAGGCUGGACAGGCCCACGGAUAUUGGAUUGUCAAGAAGUGACACUGGAGUUGGCCUUGGCGCCGUUGGUGUCAGGAAUUAUAACCAGUACCAGAGCCUCACCCUCUAGCAGAGCCCUCUCAGAUCUGCUCAUCUGUCAGUGUGAUUUUUCUACUGUUCUUCAUCGUAUUUACCUUGUGGGUUAGUGUUCCUUGCUAUCCAUCAAAGAUCUCAAAGCAUCUCUGGCUGAGUCCUAACUAUUUUAUGUAUGUCAUCACAGUAUGGCUGGUGCAAAUGGCCCAUUUUGAGUGAUACGCUGGAUGACCGGAGAUGAUGGAUUGGAUCCUGAGUGUAGCCAAGGAAUCAUUACAAAACCGGCACCCCCGUUUCAGAUCUCUCUCCUCUCUGAACUUGACUGCCGCUGGGGCCUGUCACCCAGAAAUGCUCAGAGCUUUACUAUCCAUGUUUAAUACUCUGCACUAUCAGCAGGCAUGGAGAUCAGAAGAUGUUGGAUUCCUUCAUUAUGAUGCUCUGAAAAUCAUUGUCAAACUAAAACGUAAUCAUUAUGAAUGUAACGCUAUGAGAUCCGUGGACGAAAGGCACCAUAUAAACAGGGGUCAAUGCUUGUUCUUUGAGCUCUAGCCCAAACACACUAAGUUAUCGCUCAUUCUAAGCAUUUAUACCAUGCUUGUCACAGUAGGAUCUGGGUGCCUCUUAUCCCAUGUAUUCCUUACCUUCCUCCCCUUUUUUUCUUUCUUUCCCAACUUGUAGUCUGUCUCGAAGAACUGCUUUUUCAUUCUCUGUACUCUCUCUUUUUCCCUGCUGAUACAGGCCCAUCAACUUUCUCAGUAUUUGAUCAGUUACAUGUAGCCCUGAUUUUCAUCACUCUGACAACUCAGUUGCUUGAGAUAACACUCCCACACUCCUGAUCUCUGUGAUCAGAAACAAAGGAACAGUCAGACACCACAAGCCAUCAUCCUUAGUACAUCUGACUGUUCCUUUACUAACUUUAGACUUUGCUAACUCCAGGUGGGUUGCAUCAAUUGAAACAUUCCAGAGGAGCACAUAAUAUUGACAUUUUCCCUCCUUUCUUUCAGUUUCUCUAAGCAUCAUAGUGUUGUGUUAUUGUCUGGGGGAAAAAAAGGGGGAGGGAAGAGAAACCAAUUUAGAGAAUGUGCAAAAAUAAAUAAAACUGAUGCACAAGCUUGUAAAGCAAAAUGGCAGUGCGCCCAGCCAGGGCUCCUUAAUGGGGGCACAGUAAGAGAAAUGUAACAACCUGGGGAUCCCAUGAUUACUUGUUAUGAUUACACAGAUAUGAAGAGUACUGAAUUGAUUAGGUUUUACAAACAGCCUUAAGUGUUCAUUAUAAUAUUUCUAAGAUAUUGAAUUUAUAACAUAUUUCUGGGGUCUGUGAUGUGAUUUGGAAACAGUCAUGCCAAAGUGAUAAAUGCUGAGAAGUGCAGCAUUUAAAGCCAGUUUUUUCAAAAGUAUCUGUGCAAAAUGUCUGCAUGUGCACAUUUAUUUGCAGUAGUUGUGCACAAAAUAGCCAUUUAGAUGUCUAAUUGAUCUAAUUAAUCACUUGCAUGUGCUGUUAUGACAAGUGAAUAUACAGAUUUUGCACACAUCUGCAUGCAGAAUUCUGGAUGCUGUAAGUGAAUUGACAGUGAUAUUUAUUUAAUUCUCUGCUCUGUACUUGUUUCUUUAUAAGAGACAGAAAUUUCAUAUGAAGGAGCUAUUGCUUUAAAUUAAAAUAAGAAUAAUUGUAGCAAAUGGAAAUAGCUGUAUUGUUAAGAAGUAUUUUUAAUCAAUGCCUCUUCCAAAAGUGGACAGUUUUUAAACUUGUAGGCCCAGGGGAAUUGAAGAACAAAAUAAAAGGGUAUUUGAUCAGCA
This is a messenger RNA of Dermochelys coriacea (leatherback sea turtle), 5154 nucleotides long. RefSeq names its product galactosamine (N-acetyl)-6-sulfatase (gene GALNS). The coding region runs from base 124 to 1686 and encodes 520 amino acids. Lineage: Eukaryota; Metazoa; Chordata; Testudines; Dermochelyidae. The transcript is spliced from 14 exons. Gene Ontology annotation, molecular function: N-acetylgalactosamine-6-sulfatase activity; arylsulfatase activity. The record is from RefSeq and is a predicted model, not a curated record.